This is a messenger RNA of Conger conger (European conger), 1653 nucleotides long. RefSeq names its product neuronal pentraxin-1. Lineage: Eukaryota; Metazoa; Chordata; Actinopteri; Anguilliformes; Congridae. The transcript has 5 exons. The coding region runs from base 1 to 1653 and encodes 550 amino acids. The record is from RefSeq and is a predicted model, not a curated record.
AUGGCUCAAAUUGCACUCCUCAUUGUCCUGUUAUUUACCUUCAUAUCAUCGGGGACUGGCAGUGGCAUUCCGGGUGCAGAAUACGACUAUGGUGCUCACCCUAAAUUUGUGUGCACGCCCAUCCCGGCCGACGCAGACCCCAGCUGCUUCCCAGCAGGCAGUGCUCCGGGAGCAGCAGGGUCCGCAGCCAAUGGGAACGGACAUCACGGCCCAGGUAGCGGAGGCCCCAGCAGCUGGUGGGGAAUGCCAGAGGAUGCCAAAACCACCAUCCUGCACCUCCGCGAGAGCCUGGUGCAGCAGAAGGAGACCAUUCUGGACCAGCGGGAGACCAUCAGGGAGCUGACGGCCAAGCUGACCCUCUGCGAGGGCUUCGGGAGGGGGCUGGGGGGUCACGACGACCACCACGGCCCGCACCUCACUCACCACCCCUACCCCGACCACUCGCAGGGUCACCAUGGCAACCACGUAUCGGACCCUCUGUACUCUCACCACAGGAAGGCCGCUCUGGGGGGGGUGGACAAGCACAGCGGUGACGUCCUCUCAUCACCAGAGCAGAUGGGCAGAAUGCUGCAGGCCUUGAAGGAGAGACUGGAGAACCUGCAGCAGUCCAGGAACACAUCCAACUCUUACUCCAACACCCUGAGGGACCUUCUGCAACGCAAGAUAAAUGCUCUGGAGCAACAGAUGCACCAUUACUCUGACUCCCACGGUGGUGGGGACCACCAUGCCGAUGGUGACCACCACGAUGAUCGGCAUGACGAUGGUCACCAUGGUGACCACCACGAUAACGAUGACCACCAUGACGACCACCAUGACGACCACCACGAUGACCACCACGGUGACGGCCAUCCCGACGAUGACCACCACGAUGACCAUGACAAUGACACCGAUGGUCAUGGCCACGGACACCCACCGCGGAUAGCCUAUCACAGUCAGGGUCCUCGAGGUGCUGCCCAUCCCAACAAGCUGGAUGCUGUCCUGAACCAUCUUCACCACAGGAACUCUGACACAGGCCCCAGAAAAAAGCUGAAAAGUCCAGAUGCCUUUCAGAUAGGCUUUCCCAUGCGCACUAACUACAUGUACGGACGGGUCAAGAGAACGCUCCUCCAUGAAAUCUUCUCCCUCACACUCUGCUUGUGGUUAAAAGGGGCAUCAGGUCCUGGUCUGGGGACCCCAGUCUCGUACUCUGUGCCAGGGCAGGCCAACGAAUUGGUACUGAUAGAGUGGGGCAGCAACCCAAUGGAAUUUCUAGUCAAUGACAAGGCAGUAACGCUGCCUCUCUCUCUGAGUGAUGGAAAAUGGCACCAUCUGUGUGUGACGUGGUCGACGCGAGACGGGGCAUGGGAGGCCUACCAGGACGGGGUGAAGAGAGGCUCUGGGGAGAACCUCUCCGCCUGGCACCCCAUCAAACCUGGCGGCGUCUUCAUCCUGGGACAGGAGCAGGACACCCUUGGUGGACGAUUCGAUGCCACGCAGGCGUUUGUCGGGGAAAUUUCCGACCUCCAGUUGUGGUCCCAUGUGCUCACAGCUCACGAAAUAUACAGCCUGGCUUCAUGUGGGAGUCACCUGACGGGCGAUGUCAUUGCCUGGACCGAGUCUGCAGUUGAGCUGCACGGUGGUGUCACCAAGUACCCCUUCGACCCCUGUCACUAA